Molecule: messenger RNA, 2363 nt
Organism: Sapajus apella (tufted capuchin)
Lineage: Eukaryota; Metazoa; Chordata; Mammalia; Primates; Cebidae
Gene: HNRNPC
Product: heterogeneous nuclear ribonucleoprotein C
Exons: 9
Coding region: 714-1682 (322 amino acids)
Cellular component (GO): nucleus
Molecular function (GO): RNA binding
Source: RefSeq, a predicted model, not a curated record
GACUUUCCGCUGAUUUCCUUUUUAUUGUUGUUACUAGUUACUAUUACUUAUUAUUAUAUUAAUACUUAUGAUGGUGAUGAUGAUGAUGAUAAUGACACUGAUGAUUUUUAACCGGAUUAAAAUCGAGUUUUUCUGAAUGUUUCUAAGAAUUUCUCCGGCCUCCUGAUUGACUUUGGAGUUUUGCAUCUUGGGAGAGAAAGCGAAGGCAUUAGUAUUUUUAAGUGGAUUGAUCACAUAAACCUUUUCUCUCCCAACCCCACCCUUGCCCUCAUCCCCUUCCCCACACUGAAAGAAUUUUACUGGCUGUUAAGUCUAUGACCUUAUUUUUCCUGAUCUUUAACUUAACUGUUUUAGAGCAUCUCUGGACGUCUGUAUUUUUAAUUUUUUUUAUUUUUGUUUUUUUAUUUUUAAUCUUUCAUUUGUUAAAUUUUUAAACUGUGCUGCAAUAAAAUGUGUGUGGUACUACUUAACACUAUGAUCGUGAUGGCAUUUUCCCUGAAAGCCAUCUUCCUCCUGUUUCCCUUGAAAUCCCAUCCUGCUUUUCCUGUACACUACCCCUCACAAACCACAAGCUGCAGCAACAUGGAUGCCCAGCCUGGAGCAGCAGCAGCCAGGAUGACCUGGAGCCAGGGGGGCCUUCGGAACAGAUGCACACCCUUCCUGGGUGAUGGUAAGAGUUUUCGGCUUUGUGAGAAACCUUAUCAUCAAACACAAUGGCCAGCAACGUUACCAACAAGACAGAUCCUCGCUCCAUGAACUCCCGUGUGUUCAUUGGGAAUCUAAACACUCUCGUGGUCAAGAAAUCUGAUGUGGAGGCAAUCUUUUCGAAGUAUGGCAAAAUUGUGGGCUGCUCUGUUCAUAAGGGCUUUGCCUUCGUUCAAUAUGUUAAUGAGAGAAAUGCCCGGGCUGCUGUAGCAGGAGAGGAUGGCAGAAUGAUUGCUGGCCAGGUUUUAGAUAUUAACCUGGCUGCAGAGCCAAAAGUGAACCGAGGAAAAGCAGGUGUGAAACGAUCUGCAGCGGAGAUGUACGGGUCAGUAACAGAACACCCUUCUCCGUCCCCUCUACUCAGCUCCUCUUUUGACUUGGACUAUGACUUUCAACGGGAUUAUUAUGAUAGGUUCAAGCGAUUCUCCUGCCUCAGCCUCCCGAGUAGCUGGGAUUACAGGAUGUACAGUUACCCAGCACGUGUACCUCCUCCUCCUCCUAUUGCUCGGGCUGUAGUGCCCUCGAAACGUCAGCGUGUAUCAGGAAACACCUCACGAAGGGGCAAAAGUGGCUUCAAUUCUAAGAGUGGACAGCGGGGAUCUUCCAAGUCUGGAAAGUUGAAAGGAGAUGACCUUCAGGCCAUUAAGAAGGAACUGACCCAGAUAAAACAAAAAGUGGAUUCUCUCCUGGAAAACCUGGAAAAAAUUGAAAAGGAACAGAGCAAACAAGCAGUAGAGAUGAAGAAUGAUAAGUCAGAAGAGGAGCAGAGCAGCAGCUCCGUGAAGAAAGAUGAGACUAAUGUGAAGAUGGAGUCUGAGGGGGGUGCAGAUGACUCUGCUGAGGAGGGGGACCUACUGGAUGAUGAUGAUAAUGAAGAUCGGGGGGAUGACCAGCUGGAGUUGAUCAAGGAUGAUGAAAAAGAGGCUGAGGAAGGAGAGGAUGACAGAGACAGCGCCAAUGGCGAGGAUGACUCUUAAGCACAUAGUGGGGUUUAGAAAUCUUAUCCCAUUAUUUCUUUACCUAGGCGCUUGUCUAAGAUCAAAUUUUUCACCAGAUCCUCUCCCCUAGUAUCUUCAGCACAUGCUCACUGUUCUCCCCAUCCUUGUCCUUCCCAUGUUCAUUAAUUCAUAUUUCCCUGCGCCUAGUCCCAUUUUCACUUCCUUUGACGCUCCUAGUAGUUUUUGUUAAGUCUUACCCUGUAAUUUUUGCUUUUAAUUUUGAUACCUCUUUAUGACUUAACAAUAAAAAGGAUGUAUGGUUUUUAUCAACUGUCUCCAAAAUAAUCUCUCGUUAUGAAGGGAGUACAGUUCUUUUCAUUCAUACAUAUGUUCAGUAGUUGCUUCCCUAACUGCAAAGGCAAUCUCAUUUAGUUGAGUAGCUCCUGAAAGCAGCUUUGAGUUAGAAGUAUGUGUGUUACACCCCAACAUUAGUGUGCUGUGUGGGGCAGUUCAACACAAAUGUAACGAUGUAUUUUUGUGAAUGAGAGUUGGCAUGUCAAAUGCAUCCUCUAGAAAAAUAGUGUUAUAGUCUUAAGAUUUGUUUUCUAAAGUUGAUACUGUGGGUUAUUUUUGUGAACAGCCUGAUGUUUGGGACCCUUUUUCUUCAAAAUAAACAAGUCCUUAUUAAACCAGGAAUUUGGAGAAAAAUCACCCUGGUUU